AUGGCCUCGCCUCCAAAUCCGCUGGGCGUCAGCCCAGGAGGCGAUGGUGAGGGGACAGAUCGCUUCGUGGUAGGCACGCGGUUUUCGCCUUCGACGCCGGAUGCGAAUGCGCUCUAUGCCGCCGUUAGCGGUAGCCUGGGAGGGCGGAACGUGGCGGCGUCGCCGUAUUCUGCGUCAUUUGGGAUAAAAGACCAAAUGACACUCGCGGAUAUCCGCAGGAAGGCACAGGAAGAUAAGGAGCACGGACGCGACGCUGCCCACCUCAAAAGAUACAGACACAUCUGUUACACUUCGGAGACGAGCGCAGUGCAGAUGAAUGAGCGGAAACUGAGCACGCUGUACUGCUCGGUGUGCGGUGCGCAUGCGCUUGUGACGGAGGAAGAUUUCCAGAGCCUUCCUCGACGAGGCUCAGACGACGCUGUCAUCUUGGAGUCCUUCAACAAACUCUACACCGUGCCCUCCGACCGCGUGCUUCUGCGAAGACCUGCGGGCUUGGAGGUUCAAUACAGAGUCGUGUGCCGCGACUGCGGCUUCCCCAUUGGCUAUCGGCCCGUGCCCUUCAAUGAGCCGACGCGCAUGGUCUACUUCUUCAAGGACGCACUCGUGCCUGAACAGUCUCAGGCUGGCGCUCUGCAGCGUCGCCAGCGCGUCGCGCCUCAGGCGGCCAGAUGA
Besnoitia besnoiti is the source of this 672-nucleotide messenger RNA. RefSeq lists its product as uncharacterized. The transcript has 4 exons. The record is from RefSeq and is a predicted model, not a curated record. Bases 1 to 672 code for a protein of 223 amino acids. NCBI's taxonomy places the organism in Eukaryota, Apicomplexa, Conoidasida, Eucoccidiorida, Sarcocystidae.